UCGUGUGGCAAAUAUUUUGCUAAUAUUAGUAUUCGGUCACAUUGGUAUUGGCAUAGGCAUUCUUUAAAUUUUUCUAUUUAACACGGCGCGUUUUUGUAAAACAAUGAGCUUUUUAAGUAAUAGCAACACGGUUCAUGUUGAAGUACGCCUGCACCGUUGCGAGAAACGAAUGCAAACGCUUCAAUCGGAAAUCGAACCACAAUUAGACGCGUACUUAAAAUCACUAAAAACUUUGCGCUGGAAUUUCGCUUUUAAUGUGAACACCCACAUUCCAGCUAUUGAAAGUAUACUUCUGGAGAAAGACAAUGGCGAAAAUGGAAUUGUGAAGGUGGAUAAUAGAUUAAAGUUUUGCUAUCAUUACUAUAUGACACAGCGCCCUGAGUUGCGAUCUGGUGGCGGGUUGUUUGAUGGCGAAGGUGAUGUGAAUACCGAUAAUGUGGACAACGUAAUUUCCGCUCAUCAUGUGUUGCUGCCUGCCAGUGAGUUUGUUGGUCUUUGGGAUAAUUUAAUAUAUGAGGAAGGACUGAAAGAAAAGUUGCUUAAGUUCGCUCUGUCUGCCUUGAGUUUCUCCCAACAUAACGUGGACACGAAUGUGAUCGCUUGUAAUCGAUUGCUGCUAUUGCAUGGUCCUCCUGGCACUGGUAAAACAAGUCUGUGCAAGGCACUUGCUCAAAAACUGGCUGUGAGGACACAAAAUAGCUUUGCCUACACGCAUCUUGUGGAGAUUAAUAGCCACAGCCUUUUCUCGAAGUGGUUCUCGGAAAGUGGCAAACUCGUUGCUCGUCUCUUUGGCAAAAUAUCUGAGCUUGUCGCGGACAAAAACAAUUUGGUUUGCGUGCUCAUUGAUGAGGUGGAAUCGCUGGCAUAUCAACGCAGUGCGAUGAGCAGCAAUGAGCCGCGUGAUGCGAUGCGAGUGGUUAAUGCGGUGCUUACCCAGCUGGAUGAUAUCAAGUCCUGUCCAAAUGUGCUCAUUUUAGCCACAUCGAAUUUACCUCAUAGUAUAGAUCUGGCCUUCUUGGAUCGUGCAGAUAUACGUCAGUAUAUAGGCUUGCCGGCUAUAACAGCCAUUGGCUCCAUUUACAAGUCAAUGCUAACAGAACUGAUGGCCAGGGGCAUUGUGCGAACAGAACACAUGGAAAACAGUCAAGAGGACUCGGAGGAUCUAAUCAAUGAUCUGGCUGAGCGUAGUGUAGGAUUAAGUGGUCGAACUUUACGUAAAAUACCGCUUUUGGCACACGCUCAUCACACGACUCGAGAUCUCUUCGAAGUUAACCAAAAGAUAACGCUGUCAGAUUUCCUUGAUGCAAUGCUUCUAGCCUUGGAGCAGUUGCUGGCUGAGAAACGACUCCUAAAGCAAGAGGCAUUUGUACAAGAUAUGUCAUAUCAAACAUCAAGCUAGGCAAACGGUCCCAAUCACAAGUUCAUAAGUAAAACACAAUGUAUAAUGAUUCCUAUAACAUAAAGAUACAUAGCCUAUCCUCUUGCUGUUUUAGCAGUACAUUAACGAUGCACUUUGUUUCAUUUAUUACGCUUUCAAUGGCAAUCAACUUCAAUCUCAUCAUUCAUAAUAAGACAAU
This is a messenger RNA of Drosophila hydei, 1577 nucleotides long. RefSeq names its product pachytene checkpoint protein 2 homolog (gene pch2). Lineage: Eukaryota; Metazoa; Arthropoda; Insecta; Diptera; Drosophilidae. Gene Ontology annotation, molecular function: ATP hydrolysis activity; ATP binding. The transcript has 3 exons. The record is from RefSeq and is a predicted model, not a curated record. Gene Ontology annotation, biological process: reciprocal meiotic recombination; meiotic recombination checkpoint signaling. Bases 104 to 1399 code for a protein of 431 amino acids. Gene Ontology annotation, cellular component: nucleus; chromosome.